AUGGAAAAUGCUAAUAAUAACAGGUUACCACCUACAGUCACCAAUCCUUGGAAACUUGUAACUUCACUAAAUAGAACCCAAGCAAUUACCUUUAUCGCUGCAUAUCUCGGGUGGACUUUGGAUGCAUUUGACUUUUUUACCGUGUCCUUCGCUCUGCCAUAUAUAGCAGAAGAAUUUCAUAUGAAGCCUUCCGACAUUUCUAGCAGCAUUACAGUGACACUCAUGCUUCGUCCAGUGGGUGCAUUAAUCUUUGGUAUAUUAACGGAAAAAUAUGGUAGAAAGUAUCCGUUAAUGGCAGAUAUCAUCUUAUAUAGUGUAGUAGAAUUAGCUUCAGGAUUUGCCCCAAAUUUUGCAGUCUUUAUCAUAUUAAGAGGUAUUUUUGGGAUUGCAAUGGGCGGAGAAUGGGGAUCAGGUGCUGCACUGACAAUGGAAAUUUUACCACCAGAAACUCGCGGUUUAUUCUCUGGAAUCCUACAACAAGGUUAUGCAACUGGCUAUAUAGUGGCCUCGUUGUUUUAUUACAUAGUACUUAUAAACCUCGGAUGGCGCGCCUUGUUUUGGAUAGGCUCUUUUCCUGCACUUUUGGUUAUAUUAAUACGCUUUGUUGUUCCUGAAUCGCCAGUAUGGGAAAAGAUGCACAAUAGGAAUGCUUUCACCUGUACUCAGGAUUUAUAUCCAACAUUCUUAAAAACACAGCUCAUGUUCUCGCCUGCAGAAAUUACAGUGAUAGUAAUAAUUGCCAAUAUUGGUAGCAUAAUAGGAGGUACUGUCUGUGGAUACGCUUCUCAAUAUUUAGGCCGUAGACGAACAAUUAUUCUUGCUGUCAUAAUGGCUGGUGCGUUUUUACCAUUGUUUGUUCUUCCUCGAAAUAAAAUUCUUCUAGGCGUUGGCGCAUUUUUUUUGUACUUUUUUGUCCAGGGGGCAUGGGGAAUUGUUCCUGCACACUUAAAUGAAAUAUCACCUCCGAGUUGUCGAGGAAUAUUCCCUGGUCUUACUUAUCAAUUAGGUGUUUUAAUUGCUUCUUGUUCAGCACAAAUUGAAGCGGUACUAGGGGAAAAACUUUCAAAAAAUGGCAUACCUGAUUAUGGAAUAACACAGGCAGUUCUCACUGCAAUUGCUGCAUUUUCUUUAAUAGUAAUGAUUUCUUUUGGGACAGAAGACAAAAGCAUAGAUUUUGAGAAACAAUUAGAAAAUGAAAACUAUGACCUGGAGGGACAUGGUAAUAUUACAGUACUACAGCCAUAUGAUAAAUUUAAUCUAUGA
Dentiscutata erythropus is the source of this 1263-nucleotide messenger RNA. NCBI's taxonomy places the organism in Eukaryota, Fungi, Glomeromycota, Glomeromycetes, Diversisporales, Gigasporaceae. The record is from the annotation of a GenBank genome assembly.